This is a messenger RNA of Jaminaea rosea, 1802 nucleotides long. Its product is annotated as acid protease. Bases 88 to 1467 code for a protein of 459 amino acids. NCBI's taxonomy places the organism in Eukaryota, Fungi, Basidiomycota, Exobasidiomycetes, Microstromatales. Gene Ontology annotation, molecular function: aspartic-type endopeptidase activity. The record is from RefSeq and is a predicted model, not a curated record. Gene Ontology annotation, biological process: proteolysis. The transcript is spliced from 2 exons.
ACUCUCUCUCCCCCUCCCCUUCCCCAUUCCCUCACCCCAUCGCCGCCCUCACACUCUUUUUACACGCCUCGCUUCGCGUCGCCCAUCAUGCGCUCCACCUUCCUUACCCUGCUCCUGUUGAUCCUCUCUACGAGCACCACAUUCGUUUACGCCCACGCCGACGCCCACGCCCACCAGCAGCCUCACUCGCACGGCCUCGCCCGCCGCUCCCAACGCGACUCGGCAGUCAUCCACAUCCCCCUCGAGAAGCGCUCCCCUGCCCCCUCGGCGCACCCUCUCGCCCUCAUCAAGUCCCAAGUCUCAGGCCUCUCCCGCAAGUACGGGAAGAAUGUCGCCGCCUUUCGCAAGAACAAGCCCGGUCGCGUCAACCCCGACAUCAAUGGUACGGUCAUCGACGUUCCCGCGCUCGACGUCAUCGCCAACGUGACCGACGCCCUCAAUGCUACGAUGAUUCGUCAUGACGUCGGCGAUCUCGUGGGCGAGCUGCUCGAGGGUCGAUCUACCAGCGGGACGGGCUCCCUCACACCUACGUCCGACUACGGCAUGUGGACGGGAAGCAUCAAAAUCGGCACGCCCGGCGUCGAUGUGCGAGUCAACUUCGACACCGGAUCAGCCGACACUGUCCUGAACCUGAACCAGGGGUACGACCCCUCCAAGUCCUCCACGGCUCGCAAGACCAACAAGAGCUUCACAGUACGCUACGCCGAUCACAGCGGGGAGGGAGGCACAAUCUACAACGAGACUGUGUCCUUCGCAGGCAAGAAGGCAAAGGGCCAGGCCAUCGGCGUCCCCUCCUGGUCGAGCUUCGCAGCCAGCGACCCAGGUAUCGUAGGCAUGGCGUUCCAGUCCGUCUCGUCCUUCAACCGUCGUCCCCUCCUCCAGACACUCAGGCGCUACGACUCCAUCCCGCGAGCCAUGUUCGGCGUAGCGCUCAGCCGCACGGCGAGCAAGGCCGAGCUGCGUAUUGGCGGCUACAACCCCAGCAAGAUCAAGUCAGGCAACUCGAUCAACUGGGUGCCUGUCGACAACAGCGGUGGGUUCUGGACGGUCACGGCUAGCAAGACCAACCUUGCGCAGGGCAGCACAUCUGGUUCGCUCGGCAGCCGUAAGCUCAUCCUUGACACGGGGACAACGCUCAUUUUUGGCUCCACGGCAGACGUUAAGCAACUCUUCAACGCGAACAACAUCGAAAUCUCCAACCAAGGAGACUAUGUAGCUGGAAUCUACUCGGGCAAUACUCCCCCCUCGCUCAGCUUCACCAUCGGCGGAAAGACGUACAGCCUGAGUGGCGACGUGAUGAACAUGGGUCAGGCGUCCACAGGCAAGUACUACGUCAGUAUAGUCGGGAGCGACUCGCUGGGUCUCAAGAGCGGCGAGUGGUUGGUAGGAGACACCUUCUUCUCCAAGGUCUACUCGGUAUUCGAUGCGGAUCGUACCAGGGUCGGGUUGGCCUAUGGCAACUUCUAAGACAGCCAUUCGCGUCCCGCUGGCUUGUCAGCUGCUGCUGCUCCAUCAUGUUUGUCGUCACUCGUUACAGGCUGGUCACCGUUCCCGGGAAGAGUCUCUGCGAUCCGUUCCCAUCCAAUCAUCAUCAUCAUGAUCACACCAUUUUGCGGCGCAGUGCGCAAAGAUUGCGCGAAGAUUGGCGAUGGCGGGCGAGCGUGCGUGCCUCUAGGCAUGAGCAUUUGGAGUGCCAAGCUACAGGAGGAAGAAGCGCCGCGCCGCGCCGCAGCGGGCCGGUAUUGGCUACACAACCCGGUCGGCGGCGAUAUGGCCGGCGGGUAUUGGCCUUGCCUUGUCUC